This is a messenger RNA of Bipolaris oryzae ATCC 44560, 381 nucleotides long. RefSeq lists its product as uncharacterized. The record is from RefSeq and is a predicted model, not a curated record. The annotation marks the transcript as partial. The transcript has a single exon. NCBI's taxonomy places the organism in Eukaryota, Fungi, Ascomycota, Dothideomycetes, Pleosporales, Pleosporaceae.
AUACACGACUCUUACAAAAGCCCUUGGACACUUUCCUCCUUCGUAUAUUACUUCAUUUUCUGGUCUCCUCGAUCAAUAGCUCCAAGUUUUUCUUUUCCCACCGGGCUUGAGGGGUAUCGAUAUUACUUUGGCGUUCUUCAUUUCCCAAGUGACGAACGAGGGUACGAGACGACAGUGAAGACAAUUUCUUGCUCUUGGGAAGACUUUGGAGACGGGCAAUCUAUGCGACACGCAGGUGAUGCUACAGUGGCAUGCAAAGGUGACAUGUUGAGGCCCAAGACGGGUUGUGUAUGUGUAGACAGGUGCACAGCUGUCGUGCAUUCUUUUUUACAUAUCCUUUCUUGUCGCAGGACAAUGACGCGUCAACAGGGAAUAGGAUGA